Sodiomyces alkalinus F11 is the source of this 3231-nucleotide messenger RNA. RefSeq lists its product as hypothetical. The record is from RefSeq and is a predicted model, not a curated record. NCBI's taxonomy places the organism in Eukaryota, Fungi, Ascomycota, Sordariomycetes, Glomerellales, Plectosphaerellaceae. The coding region runs from base 1 to 3231 and encodes 1076 amino acids. The transcript has 12 exons.
AUGUGUUUUUGGAAAGCACGGCAUAUUAACGUGAGAGGAUCACAAGCACCGUCGCCAGAGCGGCUCUGGGCACUUCACAAUCUGGGGCAGGAGAUCUCGCUGAAAGAGGCGACGAAGACAGAUGGGCAGAUGUUUGGAGAAGGUUGCUACGACUGCUACGACUACGACGCUCUCGAGGUGCUCGAGUUGCUUCAGGGCUUGAUUCGCACCCGACUCAGUCUCCAGCCUUCCCUGAAUGCGAGUCAGUCCCCCGUGAGCUGUCUCCAAAUCACCUCGCUGGAAGAGGAUCAAUCCGAGAUUGUACAGACUGAUGAGUGUACAACGGUGUUCCUCGCCCAACUCGCUGGAACCCAGCUCAACGGCUUUCGUCAUCAAGUCAAGGGCCUCAUUAUCACGGAACCAAACGGUCGAGAACGGAUGUUGUUGUUCCGGUCAGUCGGACACCGCGCGAACCCGCUGCGAGUCCGCAGUACAACAUCCAUGCCGACCGAAGGUACUCCGAUGACUAAGAAUCCACCGGCCACGCCAUCGACCACAGGUCCUGUGCCCAUGCGACAUCACUACACACUAAAAGUACACACAGCACCGCCCCGACAGGGUGACGUCGGUUGCAAACAGCUAAAGCAACGCAGGAGUGACGAUCAAGGACCACCGACCCGGUACUUGCGACGAUGGUACUCGAUCAGUACUUCGUAUCUCGUCGAAUCUGAUGGAGGGUACCUGGGUCUCGGCCCUGACUCUCGGGGGGCCCAGGCAAAACGUACCAACAAUCCUCAAGCCCGAAAUCUUAAUGCGAGGCUGAGCUUCAAAACGCUCAAACCUUCUUCACGACACAACGCAAACCAGGCAGACGUUUCCUCCAAUCCUUUCAGCCACCUUCAAUCCCCGGUCCCUCGCUUGACCAUUCAUUCCCCCUUACAUCGACUCCAGACUCGUCAUUCUACGAACAUUUCGUUCAUAACUUUCGCUUCUGCCCCGUACAAAACAAUACUAUCGCUCCAUAUUGCUGGUUUGUCGACAACCGGAGAAGACGGCGGCUCGUUCACUCAUCGUCAACGGACAACGACGGAAACACCUCACCCAUCGCAUCGUCCCCGUAUCUUUCUCCUCAACCCCUCACAUCAACUACAAACAUCGAAUAUCAACCUGCUUCCUCCAUCUACCGUCUCCGUCUCCGCCGCCACCAUGACCCACGGCAUCAAGGCUCGCUCGCUGAGCUCCCUCAAUUUCCUUGCCGCCAAUCCUCCGCAGUACCCUGUCAACCCGACCGAAGAAAAGCAGGAGCCCCUCAUUCUCUACAUUGCCCGUGUCCCUGGCGGUCAAGAUGUAUUUCUUACCCCUUCGAAACCCCAGCUCAAGAAUGUCACGUCGGAGGAUGUCAAUAACUCGUUCUACUACAUUCACCUCGAGCAACCUGGCGAAUCGCCCCUGCCAUCUCCACCCUCCCGUGGUGCAGACACCCCCAGAUCCAGCUUCGACGACAGCGGCCGCGUCGUUCCUGACCGGAUUCCACGAAAACCUUUGCCGCCCGGGGCGAAGGUCAUUCCGUCAGGGAGCACCACCACGACCAUCGCCAGCCCGAAGGAUGAAGUCUCUCCACCGCCAAAACCACCGCGGCACAGGGGGCAGCAGCUGCCGCAUCAGGAGAACCAGGCAGAACCGUGGCAUCGAGGGAACCAUGAGCAACUGAAGGGGCAGCAGCAGCACGAGAAACAAUACUUACACCCGCCUCACCCGAGACCCUGGAGUGCACAAGCCGAACCCCCGAGGCAGACGACGAGUGACGGACGUCCGAGACCCCAGAGCGCACAGUCACUCAGAUGGUCAGGAGACGGGAAGAAUUUCUACUCGGUCGAAGAUCCUCCCGACCUCCCGACCAGUCCCAGAUCACCUGGCAGGCCCCUUGGGCCACGACCCCCACCUACUCAGCGCAUGUCGGCCUCGGAUCAUGACAUCCUGCGAUCAAGGGCACCACCUCUCCAACCACACGGCGAACCGAACGUUGAACCGUUCGUUAGCGCCUCUGCUCCGCGACGCCUACCGCCACGCCCCGCCGCUCGGUCUCGCCCUACGUCCCGUUCCCCGUCUCCCGUCCGGUUCCACAACUCCGUCGCCGUCCCUUACACCCUCCAACUCAUCCGCCGCGACCUGGCCACAGGUCACCAAUGGAACGUCGCCAGCAUCACCUCGUCCCGGCUCGAGUCGUCCCUCGACGACGAGUACGAGUACACCGAUUUCGACACGGCCGGCCUGGGCACCCAAGAUCGCCGCCGCACAACGAGCGCCCCGCAGCCCGAAAUCGACAUCACCGUUCAGACGUCCGGGUAUGCCAAGUUCAGGGGCAUGCCAAGUCGUAAAGGGGCUGAAGCCGCGAAACUGUCUAUCGUCGGUGGCGCCGGCUCGGGCGGAAGCCAUGUCUCGCUCCCCCCUCCGGGUCCAUCGGCAUCCGGGGCAGACGAAGUGGGCAGCGUCCGCAGCGUCCGCAGCGGCCAGCCGGGAUUCGGAACUGGGUUCUUUCAUAGGCGGCUCGUCAUGACCUAUACAAAGACUUGGGCCGCCGGACUUCGCGAGAAGCUUUCCACGAUCAACAGCACCGAAGACGGGGACAACCAGCAGCAGGCGGAGCAGGCGGAGCAGCCAUGGCGCCGGGGACACGAGCGAAAUGCUAGCAGCAUCUCGGCGACGUCAUACGAAUCCGUGCAAUCGCACGACGACCCGUCCACGAAUGCAGACUCGGGAGGCAACAACAUCAUCACGGCACCGGGCCACGGCCUUCGCCCGAAGGGAUACAUGUUCACCUCCCCCUGGCACGGCACGUGUUGCUUCCGCACCGGCAACGGCGGCCGUAGCCUCAAGCUCCGCCACUCCCUCUCGGACUGCAAUCCCACCUCGGCGCAACACGCCAGCAGCAGGGGUGCUACCGUGGACGUGAGCGAACUCCGGUUUAAUCUGCCGGGGAGGGAGCUCUUCUCCUCGAAAACCAAGGACAAGGCGGGUCACCUUGGGCGUCUCAUCCGCGGGGGCAGGAGCAGAGACGGUGAUGACGAUGAAGACGAUGACGAGCCUUGGGAUCCCACUAGCCUGGGUAGGGAGAAGGCUGGUGGAGGGAAUCGCGGGAAGCGCGCCAAGCUUGGAAAGCUGAUUAUCUACCCCGAGGGCCUGAAGAUGCUCGACUUGGUGGUGGCGGCAAAUAUGGGCGUGUGGUGGGGAGCCUGGGAAAGGAGUUUCUAG